Molecule: messenger RNA, 768 nt
Organism: Arachis ipaensis
Lineage: Eukaryota; Viridiplantae; Streptophyta; Magnoliopsida; Fabales; Fabaceae
Source: RefSeq, a predicted model, not a curated record
AUGACAGAAGCGGCAAAAGCUCAAAUAAAUGGGAUGCAAGGGUGCGGAAUCUCGACCUCGAAGACGAUGCAGUACCUGGCCGGUGGGUAUUCUCUAGUUGGUUUCCUGAAGAAGGAUGCCUAUAACUACGUUGACAGGAGUAGGCGUGCUAGAAUAGCCGACGGGGAUGCGAACUCGGCUAUAGUGUACCUGGAGGGAAAAGUUGAUACUGACCCGAUGUCUAUGCCGCGGUAUAAUGUGAUUGCGGAUGACAUGCUAGCGAAUUUACUCUGGGCAGACGGUGGAAGCAGGAUUGACUACCAGUACUUUGACGAUGUUCUUGCAUUCGACUCAACAUAUAAGAAGAACAAGUAUAAUAGGCCGCUGGUUAUUUUUUCUGGCUAUAAUAACCACAAGCAAACUUGUAUAUUUGAGUUUGGGUUGGUGUUAGAUGAGAGCAUCGCUUCGUAUACAUGGCUGUUGGAGAAUUUUUUGGAGGUCAUGUGCAACAAGGUGCCAUUGGUUGUUGUGACUGACGGAGAUGAUUCAAUCUGGGAGGCUGUUCGAAAAGUUUUUUCGGAUGCAACCCAUCAACUUUGUGCAUGGCACAUUGAGAAGAAUGUUACAUCUAACAUCAAGGAUGUGGCUUUACGCCAGCUAUUCAAUAGGUGGCUGUAUGCAAACAUGGGGUUCGAGGACUUUGAGACCGAGUGGGCCGAAGCAUCGGCUGAGUAUGGAUUGAAUGACACCUUGUGGGGGAACCAGGUGUACAGGAAGAGGGAGAUGUAG